AUGGUAUGGAGAGUACAUUCCAACCACUACAGUUGUGUAAAUUUUUUUCCAACCUGAAGUUUAGUCAGGACACUUUUUUCCAUUUAGAUAAUUAAUAACGAAGUUUAUAAACUCCUAAUAUCUUUCAGAAUGACUUCACCUGACGUUGUUCGACAGAUGCAAGAUAAAAAUGCUCGUCCUUUGUCCUUAUCUGGUCAUGUUGGAUUUGACAGCUUGCCAGAUCAACUUGUCAACAAAUCAACAUCCCAAGGUUUCUGUUUCAAUAUCCUCUGCAUUGGUGAAACCGGUAUUGGCAAAUCAACUCUGAUGGACACACUUUUCAACACAAAUUUCGAGAACUUUGAGUCCUCCCACUUUGAGCCCAAGGUGAAACUGCGAGCUCAAACGUAUGACUUGCAGGAGAGCAAUGUCCGGCUGAAGCUCACCAUCGUCAACACUGUAGGCUUUGGGGACCAAAUGAAUAAGCAAGAAAGCUACCAGCAUGUUGUGGACUACAUAGACACACAGUUUGAGUCCUACCUACAGGAAGAGCUAAAAAUCAAGCGCUCCCUCCAUAACUACCAUGACUCGCGCAUCCAUGCCUGCCUGUACUUCAUUGCCCCCUCCGGUCACUCCCUGAAGUCUUUGGAUUUGGUCACGAUGAAGAAGCUGGACAGCAAGGUCAACAUUAUUCCUGUCAUUGCCAAAGCUGACACCAUUUCAAAAAGCGAGCUUCACAAGUUCAAGAUCAAGAUAAUGAGUGAACUUGUGAGCAAUGGAGUGCAGAUUUACCAGUUCCCUAUUGAUGAUGAGACGGUGUCCAAAAUCAAUACAGCCAUGAAUGGUCAUCUUCCCUUCGCUGUUGUUGGGAGCACUGAAGAAGUGAAGAUAGGGAACAAAAUGGUGAAAGCACGGCAGUACCCUUGGGGGGUGGUGCAAGUGGAGAAUGAGAAUCACUGCGAUUUUGUGAAGCUGCGCGAGAUGCUGAUCUGCGUGAACAUGGAGGACCUGCGGGAGCAGACACACACGCGUCACUAUGAGCUGUACCGCCGCUGCAAGCUGGAGGAGAUGGGCUUCAAGGACACGGAUGCUGAGAGCAAACCCGUCAGCCUACAGCAGACAUACGAAGCCAAGCGACAAGAAUUCCUUGGGGAGCUUCAGAAGAGGGAGGAAGAAAUGAGGCAGAUGUUUGUCCAGAGAGUUAAGGAGAAGGAAAUGGAGCUGAAGGAGGCUGAAAGAGAGUUGCAGGCCAAGUUUGAGCAAUUGAAGAGACUUCACCAUGACGAGACAAGCAAGCUGGAUGAGAAGAGGAGGAUGCUAGAGGAUGAGAUCAACACUUUCAACAAGAAGAAAGCUGCCACUGAGCUGCUUCAGGCUCAGGCUUUUAACACUAAUGCCAACAUUAAAAAAGACAAAGAUCGCAAGAACUCCGGUUUUAUGUGAAGAAACACGCUCAGCUGCACCCAGCACUCGGCUCUCUAAUAACAGAAUAGCACCUGUUGCUGCCCUAAUCCUCGCUGCUUCAUGUGCCAAGCUGUGGAUUACUCUUGCCUUUUUAUAACACUAGUGCCUUGUUAUUUGUGUACCCCCCCCCCCCCCGAUCCUUUAAGCCAUUGCCCCAGAGGCUGCUAGCAUGGCUGUCUUAGCCCCUGACCUGAUGUAAUGGUGCCCUUUCUUUGGUUACGUCAAAUAAGAGCAUGUUCAUGGUCUUGAACUGUAACAUGCAGCCAUGACAGUGGAUUUUUCCUCCACUCCGUUUAGCCUCUAGAAUGGACCUGAUAACAGGGUUAGCAGUGCUGGAUAUCCUGUGUAGGGAGGUACACCCUGUGUGUGUACCUCUACUCUUCACUUAUUUUGGGUUGUUGUAAGAAAAGCAACAAACUGUUACUUUUUUAAUGAAUCAGGAUUUGUUUUGUUCAUGCAUUAUGCUUAACAUCAUUUAAGGGAUGUUGGAUGCAAAGAACAUUGUAUGCCUUUAUUUACAAUAUUUUUGUUUCAUUUUCUUGUGUCAUGUUAACCAAAGAACUAUUAAAAUGGCAUUUUAAUGUUGGGCCUGCACGUUCUAAAAGGCAGCCUCUGAAUUGCCAUUUAUACUCAUACUAUGCAAAUUAUUAAUAGACACUUAAAUAUAAUGCAUUCAGACUUUUCCUAAGUGCCUUUUGUACUCUAAUUUGCUGCUGUAUUUUACUAGCAGCUGAAACGUUUACCUUAAGUGUUUAUUUUGUGCUGUAAUAAUUACCAAACAAUGGCAUGGUUCAUAAAAACAUUCAUGCUAUUAAAAUGUUAUUCACCAAAUUAUACUCUUUAUUGGUAACAUGUUUGUAUAAGCAGUGUUGGAGGUAUAGGGGUAUUGUGAGUAAAAUAAAAUUCUAUUUCUUGGA
Molecule: messenger RNA, 2360 nt
Organism: Brienomyrus brachyistius
Lineage: Eukaryota; Metazoa; Chordata; Actinopteri; Osteoglossiformes; Mormyridae
Gene: septin10
Product: septin 10
Exons: 10
Coding region: 130-1422 (430 amino acids)
Biological process (GO): cytoskeleton-dependent cytokinesis
Cellular component (GO): cell division site; microtubule cytoskeleton; septin ring
Molecular function (GO): GTPase activity; GTP binding; molecular adaptor activity
Source: RefSeq, a predicted model, not a curated record